AUGGGAAGAUCACCCGCCGGCGACGGGGAUCAUGGAACGGAAGGGCCGGCGGCGCAGUCGCCGGCGAUUUGGAGCGGCGAGAACAUGCGAGGGAACGUGAGCAGAAGCGACUGGCUCGUAUCGCUGUGCCCGAUCGUGCCACUUCCUAGAACCUUCGCACCGCACGUCGUCAUCCCGGAGCUCCUUACCCCGUCCUCCACGUCAGCUCACGGGGCGCCGUCUCUCUCCGUGAAUAACGGAGACACAGUCAGCGAACAAAUCUCCGCGCGACGAGACCUUUCCAGCGAGCAAGCGACGCCGGUCUGUCGCACAUUCACAAAAGCGUCGCUGAAGUGCGCAUCGCCCGCGUCGCUCUGCCAGUCGUCGUCCGUCGAGGCGGCGAUCAUUCGCCACGCGGGAUGGGUCUUCAGCGUCUUUCUAAGCGCGCUCGCGUGGAUCGCGCUGUUUCUUCGAUCCCGCUCCACAGAGUCUUCCGCAGCGCCAGAUGCGCCUGCAGCCGCAAGCAGCGGCGCCGCGUGGUUGGUUGACGUGGCGCUAGGAGUGUCGGUGUGCGCCGUCUCGUCUCUCGCCUCCGACGCGCUCUGCCUUCGCCCAUUUUCCUACCCCGCGGAUAAUCGCGUGGACUGCCGUCUACAUGCGGCCGCCGGCGGCGGCGGCGGUCCACAGUUGGUGUGGCGCUUUUUCUGCGGCAAUUUCGGCAUAAUCAUGGCGCAAUCAGGCUCGGCGCUGCACGCAUGGGGGCGCGAGCGCGCGGUGGAUGCGCUGGGCGUGCUGGAGCGCAUGGCGGCCAUCUCGUCGGAGCGCGGGGGGCAGUCGGGCGGAGUGGUGACGUUCGUGCGCACCUGGCGCGACGAUAUGGCGGGCGUGCGCGUGCGCGCCAAGCCCGCCAAGCGCCAGUCGCUCUCGCACCAGCUCAUCUCCAAGUUCCGCGCUGCAAUCUUCCUCAACAGCCUCUCCGACUCCCUCUCCUUCUUCCUCGCCCUCCUCGUCCGCCCCUUCACCUACCUCCUGCAAGCCCUCCGCCUCUCCACACCACCUCAAGUUGCUCCCAGCCAAUCAGCAGCAGCAGCAGCGCGAGAGGGUAGCACGGGGAAAGCAGGUGACGACAGUGCGUCCUCUGUGCACGUGUUUCUGGGGCACACGCGCUUUGCCACGUCUAGUGUGCCGUCUGUGGGGGAGACCCACCCACACCGGUGGGUGCCGGAGAGGCGCCUGCCCCUGUGGCGCGUGCACGCUGCCACGGGCGCUAUCACCUGCGCGCCCACCAACGUGGGCGUGUAUGUGACUCACAACGGCGACUUCGAGUUCUGGAACCUCUUUGGCAGGGACCGCACGCAUUCGGAGAUGGGGCCGUGGCUGGAGGUGGUGUUGGAGCGCGACCAGCCAGCGCAGUGCGACAGUGUCAUGAUCGCAGGCCUCAUGGACCUCCUCCGCACCCACGCCCUCUGGUUGCCCUCCAUCCGCCUCGCCUUCCACCAGACGGUGGUGAUGUCGUACGAGGAGGUGCUGUCGCCCCAGGCGUCGCACCCCCUGCCAUGCCUUGCGGACCUUGCCCCCGUGGCUGCAGCAGCAGAGCGCGCCAUGGCGCAUGUGGUGCAGGGCAUGCAGGGCAUGGGUGCGGUGGGGGGAGGUGCUGCUGCUGCUGCCAAGCCUGCCCCACGUGGUUCAGCAGUGACAGCACUGCGGGCAGCCAUGGCAGGGAGAGAGGCGCUUCUAGUGGACGCCAUCCUCGCUGCCCUGCACUCCCGCCCCCUGCCCCGCGCAACCGCCUCCCCUGCUGCUGCUGCUGCUGGCGGUGACAGCGACAGUGUAGCAGUGACUGUGGGUGCAGCUGUGGUGGAGGGUGAGGGCGAGGGCGAGGAGCUUUCAGAGGAGCCAUCACUGCUGGGGAACGGCGGGGAUGCGCAGGGGAGGGAGCAGCAGGAGCAGCAGCAGGGGGAGGCGCAGCAGAAUGAAGGGGGAGAGCCACCGGAGUGUCUGUCAGGGCUGUCAGCGGCGCUGCUGCAGGUGUUUGUGCGGCAGGCGGUGGCCAACUUCCUGGACAAUGAUCUCUACUGGGCUGCCAAGAAGUUCCUUGAAAACGCCAAGGGUUCGUUCGGCAUGACAACGGCAUGCACAGCAGACUGCGAUCGAGUGGUGCUGGCAGCACGCAACCAGCCACUGGCCCUGGGCUUCGCCCCCCACUCGCGCACCGUGCUCUUCUCCUCCGAGUCCCACUCCCUCCUCACUCCCCUCUCACCCGCCCCUGCUCCUGCUGCUGCUGGAAGGGGAGCGGCGGGGGGCGGCAGCAGUGGGAGGAGGAUAGCAUACCGUGUGGACCUGGAUGAGUCUGAAGGGGAGGUGAUGGAGGUGGUUAUGCGAGGACAGGGGAACAUGGGGGGUGCGCAUGGCACGGGUGGUGGAAGCAGGGGAGGCGCUGCCAAUGGUGAGGCAGCGAAGGGGGAGAACGGAUUGGCUGACGGGACUGCGAAUGGGGCGGGCAGGGAGCAGGAGGAGGAGCAGGGGGGGUGUUUGGAGCUGCCAGAGUUGGAGUUCGUGGGGGUGAAGCUGUACAGCAUCAAGCACAACAAGCCCGUCACCACAGCGCAGUUCCUGCAGCGCAAACGGCUCAUCCCAGUGGGCAACAACCCCUUCCUCGCAGCAGAUGACGAGGACACUCCCACUGACGAUCUGCAUGCUGCCUGGGGCCCUGCUGCCCUCUGCUCUGCCACCCCAUCUCCCCCCCGUGACCUCGUGGAAGCAGACCUGAGGGCCAUACCCCGCGUGCUGGAGUCCAUAAGGGCGGACUGGGAGGACGCGCGGUCCCUCAACCGGCGCACAGCAGCAGCGCUGGUGGCCAUGCUGCAGGCCAAGGCGGAGGCGGCGGUGGCGGCGGGGGAGGCGGCGGGGGGCAUGAGCCGCAAGGAGAUCGACGUGCUUGUCACGGGUGUUGAGACGUCGCUCUGGGUGGGCGAGCAGUUCGCUGCUGACCUGCAGAACUGUACGUACGCCUGCUUGCUUCUCCUUGCUGCUCGUCCUCGCUUCUCCUUGCCUCUCCUCUCCUUUCCCUACUUCGCAUCUCCCACCUCGCCUCCCUUGCUUCACCUCUGUCCCUUCUGA
Molecule: messenger RNA, 3099 nt
Organism: Closterium sp. NIES-65
Lineage: Eukaryota; Viridiplantae; Streptophyta; Zygnematophyceae; Desmidiales; Closteriaceae
Source: the annotation of a GenBank genome assembly